GGAUAACUAAAUACCUGUAGUACAGUGCGGACGCAGCCAUUUGAUAGGCAUAGUAGGCAUACUUCUUCUUACACUAUGCCCUGCCGUCACUGUCCUCAACGUACGCAGCGAUACAACGGGAAUCCUUUCACUCUUGCAGCGUUGCUCUCCUUUUAACAGUUCCUGCACGUUACAGCAACCCUUUGAGCUGUCGUCUUGAGCGCUUGAACGAUCAAAAGUAAGAUUAUCAGCGGUAUUUCCAUAACCGGCGACAUUCACAUCGACUCCUGAAUGUACGAUGAGCCGAUACCGUUCAGCGACAAGUCAUUGUCCCAGCAUCGCAGGAAACAAAACAAGCUGUAAAUUUCCACACAUCAGCUUCAUAUCAGUAUUCUUCAAGUUUGCUAUAUCUCUUGUGUGAACGAUGGCCGCUUUCAGCCUAUUCUUCCGGGUCAUAGACAGGUUUGUUGACGGCGACGUUGCCAUAGUUCAAGGUCAAAAACAUAAAUACACCAUUCCAGCAUGUUUCAAAGAUUUGUACUGGCCCCGGUAUGACGCGCAAACCCAUGGUAAGUACGAAACCUAUCGAGAUGUCGAGCAUCUCGUGGCUCAAGCACGAUGCGCUAUGGAACACGAAGAUAUUCGCCCGUUUUUCAGAAUCUACUGUCUUUUUGCCGAACUCAACAAGCAGAAUGGUCAGAACACAAGUUUUGCCCUCUGUGGAAUAAGUGCAGAUGGAAAACAUCUGGAUUACGAAUCCAACCUCACAUCAUCCAAACGUCUAGUAAGAUCGGACAAAAAAGCCAUGAUGUAUAUGAAAACCUACGCUUGGUUUAUGGAAGGAAUUGUGCCGAUUCCAAUUGGUAGGUUCAAACUGGGAGCUUCAAGUUUAGCGGAAAUCAUCCCUUUCAUGGGAGCUUUAGGGGUCUUCAUCGUCAGCUUUUUAAUGUAUUCGCGCACCUGUCAAAGUAUAACUGCACCGUCUUGGCUGUGGAAAGAGAUGUUGGGGCCGCUUCAAUGGGCAAUUCUCUUCGCUUUUUUCAUACCUGAAGUAGGUGACAUCGCCGCGUCAAGCAUAAGCCCUAGCCGGAGAGCAGCAAGGAAAGUCAAACACUGGCUCAAGUUACGCAGUCUACUUUCCCGAGAUCAACAAUAUGAGGACGGCAGUUGGCAGUCCCGAGGAUUAGCCAGAGUUUUCCCAGAUCCGAAUACAGGCGGCGAUCCUUACGAGUGGCGGUACACCGAUCAUUUUCGCAAGCAACUGUAUGGUGAAGGUUUAGUACACUUGCGCAAAGAAAAUGAAGUAUAAAUGUACUGUACGGUGUUCAUGUUAUCGCUCAUCGUCAUGUGUGGUUGUACAGAAUAAUAAUGCAAUG
Cryptococcus deneoformans JEC21 is the source of this 1355-nucleotide messenger RNA. RefSeq lists its product as hypothetical. The coding region runs from base 404 to 1288 and encodes 294 amino acids. The transcript is spliced from 5 exons. NCBI's taxonomy places the organism in Eukaryota, Fungi, Basidiomycota, Tremellomycetes, Tremellales, Cryptococcaceae. The record is from RefSeq and is a predicted model, not a curated record.